Molecule: messenger RNA, 3541 nt
Organism: Perognathus longimembris pacificus (Pacific pocket mouse)
Lineage: Eukaryota; Metazoa; Chordata; Mammalia; Rodentia; Heteromyidae
Gene: Prdm16
Product: PR/SET domain 16
Biological process (GO): regulation of transcription by RNA polymerase II
Cellular component (GO): nucleus
Molecular function (GO): DNA-binding transcription activator activity, RNA polymerase II-specific; protein binding; RNA polymerase II cis-regulatory region sequence-specific DNA binding
Source: RefSeq, a predicted model, not a curated record
AAUGCUGGCGGAUACGGAGGUCUCCUCACAGGAGGGCUGCAUCAAAAAGCAGAUCUCGGAGGAGCUGGGCAGUGAGAAGUUCUGCGUGGACGCGCACCAGGCCGGGACCGGCAGCUGGCUCAAGUACAUCCGCGUGGCGUGCUCCUGCGACGACCAGAACCUCACCCUGUGCCAGAUCAGCGAGCAGAUUUAUUACAAGGUCAUUAAGGACAUCGAGCCGGGCGAGGAGCUGCUGGUCCACAUCAAGGAGGGGGCCUACUCCCUGGGCGUGGUGCCGCCCAGCCUGGAUGAGGAGCCCACGUUCCGCUGCGAGGAGUGCGACGAGCUCUUCCAGUGCAAGCUAGACCUGCGGCGCCACAAGAAGUACGCGUGCGGGGCGGCGGGGGCCGCGCUCUACGAGGGCCUGGGCGAGGAGCUGAAGCCCGACGGCCUGGGCGCGGGCGCCGGCGACGGACAAGUGCACGAGUGCAAGGACUGCGAGCGGAUGUUCCCCAACAAGUACAGCUUGGAGCAGCACAUGAUCGUCCACACGGAAGAGCGAGAGUACAAGUGUGACCAGUGUCCCAAGGCCUUCAACUGGAAGUCCAACCUCAUCCGCCAUCAGAUGUCCCACGACAGCGGCAAGCGCUUCGAAUGUGAAAACUGCGUGAAGGUGUUCACGGACCCGAGCAACCUGCAGCGGCACAUCCGCUCUCAGCACGUGGGCGCCCGGGCCCACGCCUGCCCCGACUGCGGCAAGACCUUCGCCACGUCCUCGGGCCUGAAGCAGCACAAGCACAUCCACAGCACGGUGAAGCCUUUCAUAUAUGUUUUAGGUGAGGUCUGGCCACAAGUCCUACACGCAGUUCUCCAACCUGUGCCGGCACAAGCGAUGCACGCGGACUGCCGCACGCAGAUCAAGUGCAAGGACUGCGGCCAGAUGUUCAGCACUACCUCCUCCUCAACAAGCACCGGCGCUUCUGCGAGGGCAAGAGCCAUUACGCGCCGGGCGGCCUCUUCGCCCCGGGCCUGCCCCUCGCGCCCGGCCCCCGGCCUGGACAAGGCCAAGCCCCGCCCCCGGCCUCAACCACGGGGGCCUGGCUUCACCGAGUUCUUCCCGUCGCGGCCGCACCCGGGGGGCCUGCCCUUCUCGGCCGCGCCCCCGGCCUUCCCCCGCGCUCACCGCCGCGGCUUCCCGGGCAUCUUCCCGCCGUCCCUGUACCCCCGGCCGCCCCUGCUACCUCCCGCGCCGCUGCUCAAGAGCCCCCUGGGCCACGCCCCCGACGUCAAGCUCCAGCCCGCUGGCGAACCCCCGCCCCGCCCCUGGUCUCGGCCGUCCACGACGGCGGCGGCCAGGGCGGCCCCGGCCCCCGCGGGCGCGGACGGGAAGCCCGAGGGCCGCCCGGAGGACGGGUACGCGGAGAAGACCGAGGCCCGGAGCCCCGACGUGUCCGACGGCAGCGACUUCGAGGACCUCAACACCACGACGGGCACCGACCUGGACACCACCACCGGCACGGGCUCCGAGCUGGACAGCGACGCCGACAGCGACCGCCGGCAAGGCCCGGGCCGGGGGGCCGGGCGGGGCCGGGCGCGGCGGAGCGGGGGGCCGGCGCGGCGGCCGCGGGGGCCGGGGGCGGCCCGGCCGAGGGGCCCCGUCUUCUACGCGCAGCACUCGUUCUUCCCGCCGCCCGAGGAGCAGCUCCUGGCCGCGUCGGGCGCCGCGGGCGACUCCAUCAAGGCCAUCGCCUCCAUCGCCGAGAAGUACUUCGGGCCCGGCUUCAUGGGCAUGCAGGAGAAGAAGAUGGGCGCGCUGCCCUACCACUCCGUCUUCCCCCUUCCAUUCCUGCCCAACUUCCCGCACUCCCUGUACCCCUUCACGGACCGGGCCCUCACGCACAGCCUGCUGGUCAAGGCCGAGCCCAAGUCGCCCCGGGACGCCCUCAAGGCGGGCGGCCCCAGCUCCGAGUGCCCCUUCGACCUCACCACCAAGCCCAAAGAGGCGAAGCCCGUCCCGCCGGCGCCCAAGGCGCCCUCCGCCCCCCGCGUCCGGGAGGAGCAGCCGCUGGACCUGAGCAUCGGCAGCCGGGCCCGGGCCAGCCAGAACGGGGGCGGCCGGGAGCCCCGGAAGAACCACAUCUACGGCGGCGAGCGGAAGCUGGGGGCCGGCGAGGGGCUCCCCAAAGUGUGCCCGGCGCAGCUGCCCCAGCAGCCCUCUCUGCACUAUGCCAAGCCCUCGCCCUUCUUCAUGGACCCCAUCUACAGGGUAGAAAAGCGGAAGGUGACAGACCCCAUGGGAGUGCUCAAGGAGAAGUACCUGCGGCCCUCACCGCUGCUGUUCCACCCGCAGAUGUCCGCCAUCGAGACCAUGACGGAAAAGCUGGAGAGCUUCGCAGCCAUGAAGGCCGACUCCGGCAGCAGCCUGCAGCCCCUGCCCCACCACGCCUUCAACUUCCGCUCCCCGCCCCCCACGCUCUCGGACCCCAUCCUCAGGAAGGGCAAGGAGCGGUACACGUGCAGGUACUGCGGCAAGAUCUUCCCGCGAUCGGCAAACCUCACCCGGCACCUGAGGACGCACACCGGGGAGCAGCCGUACAGGUGCAAGUACUGCGACAGGUCCUUCAGCAUCUCCUCCAACCUGCAGCGGCACGUGCGCAACAUCCACAACAAGGAGAAGCCCUUCAAGUGCCACCUGUGCAACCGCUGCUUCGGCCAGCAGACCAACCUGGACAGACACCUGAAGAAGCACGAGCACGAGGGCGCGCCAGUGAGCCAGCAUGCGGGCGUCCUCACGAACCACCUGGGCACCAGCGCCUCGUCCCCCACCUCCGAGUCCGACAACCACGCACUUUUAGACGAGAAGGAAGACUCCUAUUUCUCUGAAAUCAGAAACUUCAUCGCCAACAGCGAGAUGAGCCAGGCCUCCACGCGGACGGACAAAAGGCCCGAGGCCCAGGAUCUCGACGGCAACCCCCCGUGCCCGGGCUCCGCCAGCGAGAAGCCGGAGGAUGUGGAGGAGGAGGAAGAGGAGGAGCUGGAGGAAGAGGAUGACGACAGCCUGGCCGGCAAGUCGCAGGACGACAUGGUGUCCCCCACCCCCGAGCCCCAGGGAGUCUACGAGGAUGAGGAGGAUGAAGAGCCACCUGCCUCCCUGGCCGUGGGCUACCAGCACAGCCGAAGGUGUGUUGAGGAGCGAGGAGGCAGUCUGUUAGCUUUGGAGCCGACGGCGACCUUUGGGAAGGGGCUGGACCUCCGCAGAGCAGCUGAGGAAGCGUUUGAAGUGAAAGAUGUGCUAAGUUCCACCUUAGAUUCUGAGGCUUUAAAACAGACCCUGUACAGGCAGGCUAAGAACCAGGCCUACGCAAUGAUGCUGUCUCUCUCCGAGGACGCGCCGCUCCGCGCCCCCGCCCCGAGCUCGCUGGACGCUUGGUUGAACAUGGCGGGAGCCACGCCCGAGUCCGGGGCCUUCAGCUCCAUCAAGCACCUCUGAGAGGCCCGGGGGCCCGGGGCCCGAGUCGGAAGCCGGGGGGGCCGCCGCGGGACGGAGGGGCAGCCGGGGAGC